Messenger RNA from Amoebophrya sp. A25, 3588 nucleotides. The record is from the annotation of a GenBank genome assembly. NCBI's taxonomy places the organism in Eukaryota, Dinophyceae, Syndiniales, Amoebophryaceae.
GGAGUGGAAAUGGACGAGACCGAAUCACUAUCGAAGAUCCAAGCAAAGACAAGAUGAAGUAGUCCUCACUCUGGUAGGACGAAAGCGUGGAAGCCUAGUAUUGUUCUUCGAACGAUUUAGACUUUAAUUUCAUGAUCAUAGUACGUCAACUCACUGCUUAGUUGUGUUAGACUUAUCUACUUGACAUCAAUACAUAGCAUCCUGUUGUAACUUUAAAUUCAUGUCGACGUCGUUUGUCGCGAACUGUGUUGAGCGCUACAAUAUGGCGGACACUUCUUCUACUAGCGCCGGUUACCGGCCGUACCACGGUGGUCGUUCCGAAAUCUGGGGCUCAGAUCUCUGCUACGACUAUGAGAUGGGCCGUUCCACGUCCACGACACAAGCUUCACACCAGCAGUUCAACAAUCACAUGGUUAUGGCGGCUAGGUCUUAGUAGUAUGAGUAGUAGUCGUAGUAGUAGUUUUCCAAUCUCUUCGUCUACUGUCGUCCGACAAUGCUGGUCGAAUAACGCCGCACUUAACGGAGAGUGCCAUGUCUCACGUGAGGAUGACAUAUCGGUGUAUAUAUUAUAAUCUUAUGUUGUUGUAGGAUGAUGUUCUUAGUAGAAGUUGUUAUAUCCGAACAAGAUCCUCCCAAGAGAAGACGGGCUUCCCUUGACAGAACAAUUUUAGCUGCUCCUUAGCAAUAGAAUUCAUUGGGCUUGAACAAGGACGAAUACCUAGCGCAUGGGAUGACGAUGAAAUAAUACUAAAAAAAUACCUCGAGCAGCUCUAACAUCAGUUCACAUCUCACUGCAGACGGGGCUCCAGGACUAUUAGUGACGUCACUUUCUCACCCGCACCCGCUGCAAUCCCAGCACAGGCUUUCCAGCAGCAGCUGUUCGACUAGUAUGCACUCCUCCACCGCGCGAGGCGUGACAGAGAAUAACCUGUUCAUGACGCCAAUGCAGAACGGGAACAACAACUGCAUGAUAGACCAGUCCAUGAUGACGACAUCCUCGACUCCCGCAACAUCGAACAUGCUUUAUGACUCUCGUUGUAAGCAGUUCUAGAUCUUCUAGUUUUGCCCCAUUUUCUUUUGCCUUUUCUUUUUGUGUGGUACUGAUACUUCUAGCACCACCAGUACCUACCAGUUACAACUUGUCUAAGUCAUCGGGCCGGAUACGGUGACCUCUUCUGCUGUAAGUAACCUUUUCGGCAUGACGUCCGGUGGUCACGGAGCCGGCGUCCAGGACCAGCUUGGUGGCGCACCUUUUGGAACAUUUGGUACAGCAGUCAUUCACUUACAUAAUAUCGGUGUAGUUCUGAUUAGUUGUACCCCUGUUCUUGAUGCCAUGCAGGAGUAGUGAAGAAUUUCAGUUUCACUAGCACGAACAAGAUCAGAUGUUGACCUUCAUCUCCUCAUAAUUUCGUUCCUAGCUACUCCAGGCACAGCGCUCUUGAUGGGGGGUAAGCGAAGGAGCGAUGAGAUGGAGGAGCCUGCCUUAAAGCGGAUGCGCAUCGGCGACGUGAAUCCGAUCCAAAUGCAGUUUUCGUGAAGGGGGCUUGUCGAUGUGAUGUACUAGAUGCCGAAUUUCUGCACGACCCUUUCAACAUUACUAGUACCAGAUGGAGGUACCUAAUUGAUCCGCUGCCACGAGGACAGAUGAUGAUACCUAAAGAGAAAAGGGACGAAGCACGUGCUGGGAAACAACUUCCAAUAUAUAAGAGUCUGGAUUGUUGAAGAUGUUGCUGUUAGACGCUGACGCUGAGCUUUGGAAUUUUUUCAACGUGUGAGUUGCAGUUUAUAUCUUGUGGCGUCUGUAUUCUACCAUUCAUGAAAUUUGGGUGUAUUAUAAAUUCAAAAGAUCGCUAGUUGUACUCGUACUCCACAGCAAUCUUGUUGAUGAGCCUUGUCUUGCUCGUGUCCUAUUACUACGAAUAACAUUUACUAACACUAAGAUAUGAUGAUGAAUUUAUUAUAAAUAGAAAAUAAUUAUAAUGACAUUUUGAUGUAUACGAACUCAAAUUACCAUGGCUUGUUCUUGAAAGUACCCUCCUCGAAGAACUCCACCAAAGAACAGCUUAUCACAUUCAUUCAAUUUUGGUUUUGGUAAUGGUUUUGCAUGUUCGGCAUUUUCCAGCAGCCGAUCUUUUCAAAUUUUAUCACGAUGAAGGUUGAACAAGAAGUUGCAUGCGCCUUUCUUCACAUUGCAACCAUUGCAGGCAAUAAAGACGAAACUCGAUCGCUUCUGUAUCUAGGUAUUUGUAUUGGUAGGUCCCUUGGAAAUGUUUAUCUUGACUUUUGAAAAAAAAUAUUCAUGAUCUUGUUGUUGUACAUCAUGUCCGCCCGUUCGCCUGCAGAGAUGGGUCAUGACUUGUUUUUCUAAGAAAGAGGUUGACAAAAUUCGAUGACGUGAUAAUUCACGACUACAUCAAGUAGAGCGACUUUCACAGAACGAGAACGUGGAAAGAUAAUUUCGUUUGUGCAGAGCUAAUUUUCUUUCAUUGUGGUCAUCUUCCUCGGCUAGAAGACCCAAAGUGUCAUGGAUCCGACAGUAGGCAAUAACCCCAAUAAGGUUACACUUACAACAGUAUUUAGUCUUAGAGUUGAAGUUCUCCCUCUGCCUAUUUUUAAAAAAUAUCGUGAAAGCGCGUGAGUCAAUGGAUUUAUAUGGUAGAAAAGAUCGAGAUUGUUUAGCCUUCGUCAUUGUCAUACUGUUGUAUCUAAAUGAAUUUGACGAGCAGUUGUACUUCACUUGGUGUACCCCACCAGAACCGACGAAGAACCAAGAUCAAUUAAAGAAUAUAGAAGAUAUACGUUGGCUCAUCUAACUCUCAAGUAUGAGCAACCGGCAUACUAGAGGACACGAAUUGGUAGUUGUGAAGGCAGAAAAAUUUAUGAAGGACGAGCUUGAACUUUUAAAGUCUGGAAGGAACUGGAUUUUGCUCUGGUCUGAAAGACGCGAUAAAGUUUUUCAGACGUGUUGACCCCAAGGCUUCACCAACUCAACUACUACUAACUCAGAGGAGCAGGAGGUCAAAAGUAGAUGAUCGACCGAGCAAAAAGGAAAGCCAAUUUUUUGAUUGUAAUAGGAUUAAGACUACGAGUGACGAUACGACCGCACCAUGCCGGACUUGAUCGUGAUUAAUAAUCAUUUACAUCAGUGUUGCAACUUUAUAACUAUAUUUAUUCGGUUGAAUUCACAUUCAUUGCUUAUUCCCGGCGUCCGCCUUUCAGUUCAAUUUCAAACAAUGAUAAAACAAGGAUCAGCUUCUAGAGAAACGUUCUCGGAAAACACGCAUCAAUCCAUGACGAUCUUUCUGAAUGAAAUCACAGAAUUCUAGAAGGUUAAAUGAACGAUGAAUGAUCCAUGAUCAUGUCUGAAUUUGUGAUCACAUAUGUCGACACCGAUUUCGUUCAAGCUCUUAGAUCCGUCACUUUUGAUCUCGCCCAGAUAGAUGGCCCUGUGAGCCGAGCGCAGCUCUUUACAAAACAGGCUGUCGCCCCUGUUUUAUCCUAGCUCGUAGGCUCGGACCGGCUUCCCCGGUUCUUGCUCGCGUAAAUAAAUGCAUCACAGCAUAUGGACAGUAAGGAGUCAGAUUCAAG